AUAAGGGAAAGUGGGGACGGAUAGUAUUAUUUUUAUAUUUUAAUUGUAACAAAAUUUAAGAAAUCCUUUCUGCGAGAACACGCAAUUCAAGGCAGAUGGAUAUUUUUGUAACAGUGCAAUAUUGCUUCUCUUCAUCCCAUGGGAACCGGCAAGAGCAUCCGUACGAUGAGAUAUUAGGACCCAGCGAAACACACCCAGCACAGCAUUUUAAGAUUACAUCUUCGUCAAAUAUCCAAAAGCCUCAGUAAAUCCAAAACUACAGACAAUUUGCAUCAUCCAAUUCUCCUGGUUCUCUCUUUUCAGGGUGUUACACAUUGUGGAAACGUUCAUGAGAAGAUACUGAUUUCUUUUAUCAAGCUGAGGAAGAAAUCUGCUUUCGAUGGAUAACUUACCAGACCAAUUGGUUUGGGAGAUCUUGAGCAGAGUCAAGAAAACUGUUGAUAGAAACUCUGCUUCAUUGGCAUGUAAGCGUCUUUAUGAAUUGGAUAGUGAACAGAGACAUUCUCUUAGGUUCGGUUGUGGAUUGGAUCCUGCUAAUCAAGCUCUGACUUCGCUCUGCAAUAGAUUUCCUAACUUGGUAAAAGUAGAAAUAACUUAUGCUGGUUGGAUGUCCAAGCUAGGAAAGCAAUUAGAUGACCAAGGGCUUGUGAUUCUUGCUAACAACUGCCCAUCCUUGAUUGAUCUCACUUUAAGCUAUUGCACAUUCAUUACUGAUGUGGGACUUCGCUAUUUGGCUUCUUGCUCCAAGCUUUCAGCCUUGAAGUUGAAUUUCACACCAAGAAUAACUGGUUGUGGCAUCUUAUCUCUUGUUGUGGGUUGCAAAAAACUCACCAUUCUCCACCUUAACCGGUGUCUCAAUGUUACCAGUGUUGAAUGGCUGGAAUAUCUUGCCAAGCUUGAAACACUUGAAGACCUUUCAAUUAAGAAUUGUAGAGUGAUUGGGGAGGGUGAUUUGAUUAAGCUGGGAUCUAGCUGGCAAAAACUAAAAAAAUUGCAGUUUGAAGUGGAUGCCAAUUACAGAUAUAUGAAGGUUUAUGAUCGGUUAGCUGUAGAUCGAUGGCAAAAGCAAUUGGUCCCAUGUGAGUCUAUGUUGGAACUUAGCCUUGUUAAUUGCAUCAUCAGCCCAGGGAGAGGGCUUGCUUGUGUGUUGGGAAAGUGCAAAAAUUUGGAAAAGAUCCAUUUGGACAUGUGUGUUGGGGUGAGGGACUGUGACAUGAUAGGCUUAGCCCAAAAAUCAAGAAAUCUUCGUUCAAUUUCUCUUCGAGUUCCUUCUGAUUUCUCCUUGCCACUUCUGCUGAAUAACCCUUUGAGGUUAACAGAUGAAAGUCUUAAAGCUUUGGCUCAAAACUGUCCGGUGCUUGAAUCUGUCCGGAUUUCUUUUUCAGAUGGGGAGUUUCCUUCCAUUUCGUCGUUUACUUUAAGUGGAAUCCUUGCUUUGAUUCAGAUGUGCCCUAUUCGGGAACUUGCUCUUGACCAUGUGUAUUCCUUCAAUGACGCUGGGAUGGAAGCUCUUUGCUCAGCUCCGUAUCUGGAAACCUUGGAGCUAGCCAGAUGCCAAGAAAUCAGUGAUGAGGGGCUGCAGAUUGUGGGCCAGUUUCCUUGCUUGUGCAUAUUACGGUUAAGAAAGUGUUUGGGAGUUACAGAUGAUGGGUUAAAGCCUCUUGUUAACUCACACAAGUUGGAAUUCUUGACUGUGGAAGAUUGUCCUCAAAUUUCUGAAAGGGGUGUUCAAGGUGCUGCAAGAUCUGUAUCAUUCCGGCAAGACUUGUCAUGGAUGUAUUGAACUUGGUAUUGGAAUUGAAAGAGCUUAUUUGUUUGUGUCUUCUUCCAUGCAUUUUUCUGUGAUUAGUUCUAGAUGGUAUACACUGCAUCUGUUGCUCCUCUAAUCAUUCUUGCUUCAGUGGAUGGAUUAUUUCUUUAUAAUUGUUAAGUACGCUUCUGUAAUUGACCACCCAUUUGUUUUAUUGAAAUAAGUUGUGGAUUUAUUUAUCUUUA
Hevea brasiliensis (rubber tree) is the source of this 1995-nucleotide messenger RNA. RefSeq names its product F-box/LRR-repeat protein 14. Gene Ontology annotation, biological process: SCF-dependent proteasomal ubiquitin-dependent protein catabolic process. NCBI's taxonomy places the organism in Eukaryota, Viridiplantae, Streptophyta, Magnoliopsida, Malpighiales, Euphorbiaceae. Gene Ontology annotation, cellular component: SCF ubiquitin ligase complex. Gene Ontology annotation, molecular function: protein binding. The coding region runs from base 380 to 1783 and encodes 467 amino acids. The record is from RefSeq and is a predicted model, not a curated record. The transcript has 3 exons.